Messenger RNA from Vitis vinifera (wine grape), 2328 nucleotides. RefSeq names its product glucomannan 4-beta-mannosyltransferase 1. Bases 371 to 1951 code for a protein of 526 amino acids. The record is from RefSeq and is a predicted model, not a curated record. Gene Ontology annotation, cellular component: Golgi apparatus. Lineage: Eukaryota; Viridiplantae; Streptophyta; Magnoliopsida; Vitales; Vitaceae. Gene Ontology annotation, molecular function: mannan synthase activity. The transcript is spliced from 9 exons.
CUUAACUACGAUUCUAUAAUAAUUCAGAGUAAAACUUCUUAGCACAUUGUCGGCAAGAAAAGCCAGAUAUCCAGCCAGCACAUUUAUACAUUGCAGCACGCCAGCUUGCAUGUCUACCGUGUGUCUAUCAAUAUCAACACUCUCAACUUGACCGUUCACUCAUCGUACUACAUUCUUCCACCUAAACCCCAAGUCCGUGUCCCCAUUGUCUCUUUAACUUUGCCCCAUUCUAUUUAAGGCGAAGCUUGCAUCCCACAAUACAGCACCCACUCGAUAGCUGUUGCCCUCAUCUCCUAUUGCUUUGAGUUGCUAUCUUCUCAGGUUCAUGUUUUGAGAAUCAUUCUUCUUCAUAAUAUAAACCCUAGUAACUAUGAGAAAUUUAGUUCUUCAAGAGCCUGAGGUGAGAGUGACCGAUGAUGUUACAAGCAGUUUGAGCUAUGCCUGGCAGUGCAUACGAGUUCCAGUCAUUGCACCACUUCUCUGGUUUGCAAUUUUCGUGUGUGCAGCAAUGUCUAUUAUGCUUUUCAUCGAGCGGGUUUAUAUGGCAAUUAUAAUCUUGUGUGUGAAGGUGAUGAGGAAGAAAAGAUACACCAAGUAUAAGUUGGACACCAUGAAAGAAGACCUAGAGCUUAAUAAAAGCUACCCCAAGGUGUUGAUCCAAAUUCCUAUGUAUAACGAAAAGGAGGUUUACAAGCUUUCCAUUGGAGCAGCAUGCAGUGUUUCAUGGCCUUCUGAUCGCUUCAUAAUUCAGGUUCUUGACGACUCCACCAAUGAAGCCUUGAGGGUGAUGGUCGAGUUGGAGUGCCGGAAAUGGAUAGACAAAGGAGUGAAUGUGAAAUAUGAGACUAGGAACAACAGGAAUGGCUACAAGGCUGGUGCUCUUCGGGAAGGUUUACAGAAGCAAUAUGUUGAAGAUUGUGAGUUUGUAGCAAUCUUCGAUGCAGAUUUUCAGCCAGAGGAGAAUUUUCUUUGGAGGACCAUUCCUUUCCUGCUAGAGAAUCCAGGGUUGGGCUUGGUUCAGGCUAGAUGGAAAUUUGUGAAUGCGGAUGAAUGUCUAAUGACCCGACUCCAGGAGAUGUCACUAGACUAUCACUUCAGUGUUGAGCAAGAAGUGGGCUCCUCGACAUGUUCCUUCUUUGGGUUCAACGGUACCGCUGGUGUUUGGCGGAUUCAAGCAAUAAAUGACGCUGGCGGAUGGAAAGAUCGAACCACAGUGGAAGACAUGGAUCUUGCAGUCAGGGCUAGCCUUAAGGGUUGGAAAUUUCUCUUCGUGGGGGAUUUAUCCGUGAAAAAUGAACUACCCAGUACCUUCAAGGCAUAUCGAUAUCAGCAGCAUCGCUGGUCUUGUGGCCCAGCUAACCUUUUCAGGAAAAUGACCAAGGAAAUCAUUCUCUGCGAGAAGGUAUCAACCUGGAAGAAAUUUCAUGUCAUCUAUGCAUUCUUCUUUGUGAGGAAGAUAAUCGCGCACUGGGUCACUUUCUUCUUUUACUGUGUGGUUAUCCCAUUAAGCGUUUUAGUUCCUGAAGUCGCUCUCCCAAAGCCGAUAGCCAUUUAUAUUCCAGCAACCAUUACAUUUCUAAACGCAGUCUGCACUCCCAGGUCUUUGCAUCUGGUUGUCUUUUGGAUCCUGUUUGAGAAUGUCAUGUCACUCCAUCGAACUAAGGCGGCAAUUAUAGGACUUCUAGAAGCCAAUCGUGUCAAUGAAUGGGUUGUGACUGAGAAGCUAGGCAACCUAAUGAAACAAAAGAAUGCCAAAGCAUCAAAGAAAUCACGAUCUCGAGUAGGAGAAAGGAUCCAUUUAUUGGAGCUGAUAAUGGGGAUGUUUAUGCUACACUGUGCAAUCUAUAAUCUCCUAUUUAGAGAAGACCAUUUCUUCAUAUAUCUCAUACUGCAAGCUGGAGCUUUCUUCAUAAUGGGAUUUGGAUACGUGGGGACAUUUGUAUCCAACUAGAGCAUAAGACAACCUGGGUCAAGCCAUGGACAGUACAAAAGCAUAGAGAGCAGGCAGAUCAGUUCUUUAGAUGCGUGUAUCACUAAAGGGGAGAAAAUGGUUAAACAUACCUAGUAGAGUAUUAGUGUACAAGAAAAUGGUUAAAUCUACCUAAUGGAGUAUUAGUGUAUGUGUGUUUAGAAUAGUUUGAACAGUUUCUCAAUCUUAUAUUCCCACAUGAUAUGUUAUAGAACAGCAACUGAAUAUUGUGUUGCAAGUAAAUGUGUUGCCUAGUUUGUUCUUGAAGAUAAAUUUCUUCCAUAUAUGUGUCGUUUCAUUAGUAAAUGACUAUUAUUAUAUAUCAAUCAAUGAAGAAACCUGAAAGGACUGUUGAUCUA